AUGUUUGCUCGAGUAACCACCUCGGCGCAUGUCUGCUUGAGAUGCCAGAGGCGUCUUGCCAAUAUCAUCCCAGCCAAGUCAUCCCAACUCAAUGUGCCAUCAACGUCACGACGAUGGCAAUCCAGCGCAGUCGCCAGGCUCGAGGAGGAGGAGGAAGAACAUCUAAAUGCCCCAUCGACACCAGCUCUAACACAGACGCCGCCAAAAUUCAAAAGUUUUACUCGAUGGCGCCCGCCCACCUCGAAGUCGGCUGAGCUGGGCGUCAAUUCUUUAGGCAAACCUGCAGAGGUCUUAAUCCUGCCAGCCCAUGACCGCAAAAUCCCAACCUUGGCCACAGAGGCAGGAGGGCAAGAAGACUCUGUUGCUACUUUGCAAGAAUCCCUGGACUCGGAGCAAUCCCACGUAGAUCCGGCCAGUCUGCACAGGGCAAUUGGACAAGUCUACGACAAAUUUCUAGAAUCUAGGGAUGACAUCGCGCCAGAGAUCACACUGGAGGAGUAUAAUUCUAUGCAUCAUCAAAUGCUACGAGCUUUUACUCAAGCCCAACUACAACAUUAUCUCCUUGCCCGACUCCCUGACAAUCACCCCUUCAAAGUGAAGUCCGAGAGAAGCAUGAAGAGAAGCAUGAAGAGCAGGUCAAUACUCAUCUCGAAGAUCUUCACUGAGGUCUGGGGGCUGGUCAUACCGAGUAAUGCCAUAAAUGAAAACAAAAGUUAUAACUACAUCCCGGACGAGGCAACGUUUGAGUAUUUGUUAACCGACCCAAGACAACCAUUGAGCACUAUUGCAAAGGAGAAAAAUGUCACGAUAAACGCCUUUCGUCGCGAGCGACGGUUUGAGGUCUCGGGCACUCCUCAUGCUGCCAAAUCAGCUAAGAAGGCCAUUAACAACUUUCACAAAAACAAAGAUAACCUCCAAUCAAUUGUUGUUAAUUUCAUGUCAAAAAAGCAAUCAAUUUAUGCAGAUCCCUCAAUGCGUGGUGCUGUGAAGGCGUUUCUGAGACGGGUACAAGAGAAAUAUCAUCUGCACAUCGCAAUAGGGAAAACGACUAUCAAAAUCGUGCAUCACAAUAUGCCCCAUGCCGCCAAACAAGCUGCCGAUGAGAUCAGAAUUGCCGGUGAGUCAAAGAAGGAAAUCCGCCGGGUACAUAUCUGCCAGCCUCGAAAAUCCAGUCAAAUGGCACUCGAAAGAUACCCUACUCCACCCGAAUUUCCCCUCGGGAUUUCGCAGACGCCUUGGAGUAGGUUGAUGACCACAAAUAUCGAAACAUCAAUGUCCGAUCCUUCAUCCAUGAGGCCCCACUCCAUAUCCGAGGCUGCCACUAUAGUACAGAAGCUUUCAGCCUUCUUUGAACCCAGCAAGUUCCUGUCUGCCCCAACCACCCGAAGUAACGUCCGAUCUGAGGUGACUGCGAUAAUUGGCCAAGCACUUUUCCAAAGCAAGCCUAUACCACUGGCAGCAGAGAGAGCUGUAAAAAGGCCACUGGCUAAUACCGAUAGUCAGUCUACUGAGCUGUCAGUAUAUCCAUCAAACACCUCACCAAGCGUUGAAGGAAAAGGAGAACACAAGAGGGUGGCCGACCAACUCAAAUCGAUGGCAGGCCCAACAUUUGCGGGCGACCUUCCUUUUACGCUACAACAACUUAUCAAUCUCGAUUCAUGGAAAGAGCUUCCGCUGCACACACAGCGGGACAUUGUGACAGACCGUGGCCAAAGCAUACACCGUCUGGUGUUUGCUUGUGCAAAUAUUGAGGAAUCCAAUAACUGGCCUUCUUUUGAAGUAUAUGCAAGUUCGGCUCUUGCAGCCCACACAGCGGAAAGAGCUGAACUGACAGUGCUAAGAAUUUCUGCCAUUCACGCACAAAGAUCUUUCUAUGCGUUGUUUCCAGAAGGCCAAAACGAUGUGAAGUUUACUCAGCAAAUCAAGCAUGACCUUGUGUACCCGAACAAAAACAAACUCGUUGCUCAUGCGUCGACUUUGGAGGCUUUCAGUGAGUACUUUAAAAGUGCCCAGCUGGUAGAUGGCACCAGAUGGAUCUUUGAAUCCCCUCUAAAUCUUCCUGUUGCUUUCACGAUGCGGUCCUUCGCAGAGAGAAGGCGUUUAGCUCCCUGGGGGAGAGCAGAGAUUUCUGAAGCAGGCAACACGACAUACGACAAAGCUCUAUCAAAGGUCGGAUACUACCUACACAGUAUGGAAACUGUCGAAGCGGAUUCCCAUAGCGUACCAGUCCCAAUCACCCCCGGUGGGUCUGAAACAGCUACUCUCAGCCUCGACAACAUAACAUUCAGUGGUUCUAAUGUGACGAGGCAAGAACUCCGACUUUCUGACCGACCAUUGUUCUCAACUCCAAGCCUAAAGAAACUAGAUCUCACUACUCUUGUGAACGGCGCAAUGGCACUAGCAGAACAUCUAGGGAAGGAUCCA
Exophiala aquamarina CBS 119918 is the source of this 2424-nucleotide messenger RNA. RefSeq lists its product as uncharacterized. The transcript is spliced from 2 exons. The record is from RefSeq and is a predicted model, not a curated record. The annotation marks the transcript as partial. NCBI's taxonomy places the organism in Eukaryota, Fungi, Ascomycota, Eurotiomycetes, Chaetothyriales, Herpotrichiellaceae.